UUCAAGGUCUUGGUAAUUUGGACCUAAGACUCUAAAGCCCAGGCACUUUCCUCUAUAGAGUCUAUACCAAGCUACCUAAAAUCUGUUCAGAGGUUAUGGAUGACAAGCCCAGUCCUGGAGCCGUAAGUGAGAGUUCAGAACAUCUCUUCUCCUUUGGAGUUAUAGCAGAUAUUCAAUAUGCUAACUUAGAAGAUGGCUAUAAUUACCAAAGAACCAGAAGAAGAUACUACAGACACAGUCUUCUUCACUUGCAGGGUGCUAUUGAACACUGGAAUAGAGAAAGCAGUCCACCCUGCUGUGUCCUUCAGCUUGGAGAUAUCAUUGAUGGCUACAAUGCGCAGUAUAAAGCAUCAGAAAAGUCACUAGAACUUGUUAUGAACGUGUUCCAAAGGCUUAAAGUCCCAGUUCAUCACACGUGGGGAAAUCAUGAAUUCUAUAACUUCAGCAGAGACUAUUUAACAAACUCUAAACUGAACACAAAGUUUCUAGAAGACCAGAUUGAACACCAUCCUGAAACUGUGCCUACGGGGAGUUUUUACGCUUACCAUUUUGUUCCAUUCCCUAAAUUCCGGUUCAUUUUACUCGAUUCUUAUGACUUGAGUGUCUUGGGCGUGGACCAGUCCUCUCCAAAAUACCAGCAGUGUCUGAAGAUGCUGAAGGAGCACAAUCCAAAUAUGGAAUUGAAUAGUCCUCAAGGACUUUCUGAGCCUCAGUUUGUCCAGUUUAAUGGAGGAUUCAGCCAAGAACAACUGAACUGGUUGAAUGAAGUCCUUACAUUCUCUGACACAAACCAAGAAAAGGUGGUGAUCGUGAGUCAUCUUCCCAUUUACCCAGAGGCCUCUGACUCUGUGUGCCUGGCCUGGAAUUACAGAGACGCCCUCGCAGUCAUUUGGUCUCAUGAGUGUGUGGUGUGUUUCUUCGCCGGUCACACCCAUGAUGGUGGCUACUCUGAGGAUCCUUUUGGUGUGCACCACAUCAACGUGGAAGGAGUCAUUGAAACAGCUCCGGACAGCCAGGCUUUUGGCACGAUUUAUGUCUAUCCCGACAAAAUGAUGUUGAAAGGGAGUGGCCGAGUUACAGACAGAAUUAUGAAUUACAGGAAGGAAAAACCUUUUCCACUUUUAGUCUGAUUUAUUUUAUCCAUAUAGAAAGAGGAGACUUAGCUUCAUGUUUGUGCUCUGCUACCCCACCCCUAACUCCUCAGCCUCGUUGUUUAGUGUUCUGUUGGUGUAACAAAAUGUAUUAUAUGGCUUCAGUGUUUUGCUCAUAAGACAUUCUGAAGUCAUUUUGGAACUAUAUCCAGUGCUAAAAAUUGGAAAGAAAAUGAAUAAAAGUGCCAUGAAUGAACCAGGGAGGAGACCGGGCAGGGUGGGGGUGGGGUAUAGUCCUCAAAACAGACUUUAUUUUAGCCUUACCUGAGACUUUUAAAAUUUUUUUUACGAGGAGAAUAUGCUCAUUUACUAGCUAUGUAACUUAAAAUUCAUAAUAAAAAGCAGCUCAGGUAAAGCUUUUCCUUUUAACCAUCCUGUGCAAAUGAACUUUGGACAUUUUUUUGCUCAGAAUAGCCAUCAUAUUAUAUUUUUAUAAGCUUGUGUUCCUAUUUUGUAGACCAAAACUGUCAUGUUACUCCACAGGUGAAUGAAUGAAUGGUGCUCCCAUUCCCAUAAGUGAUGUGUGCCUCUCGUGUGAGGCUAUAAGAAGGGCCUUCAGAGAAGUUAUGUGGCCAGUGCAGCUGUGUGCCUGUUUCUGGGGUCUGUUUGGGCCACCAGCUAGAGCUGCAUAAGGAUAGACAGCAGCUAAAUGAAUUCACCCUUAACUCCCUUCGUAGAUAAAUGGGACGUGUUCAAUUCAGUUGUCACACAUGCUAAGGCUUAUUUGCAGAAACACUAUAUGGCAAAUGGGGACUGUUUGGAGUGUAGAGAAGGUUUGAUUAAGGGCUUAAAAACAGUAAGGGAUCAACCAAUGCUGAUCAACAUGAGUGUGCCUGCCCAACCCCUUACCUAGGCAGUACAGGUGUAUUUGUUUUCUAUGACUGUGGUGACAAAUCACCACAAACUUGGUGGUUUAAGUAACAUAUUUGUUCUCUUAACAGUUCUGGAGUCAAAAGUCAGAAGUUAUUUUCACUGGGCUGGGAUCAAGCUGUUGUUAGGGCCAUGCUCCAUUUUGCUAUCUAAGGUAACAUUCCCAGGUCCGGGAGAUUAGGGCCUGGGUAUCUUUGAGGGGCAUUAUCCAGCCUACCUCCGAGGUGACUGAUGUACUCCCUGCAGUAACCAACUCUAUAAUGGUGAGGAAACAGACCCCUACAUACAAGUGUGUGAAGAAAGGACUGGGAAUAUGGAGCAGGAAUUUCAUGUUGCUUGAAAGGAUUAGGGAUGACUUGAAGAAAGGUUUAAAUGGGUGUGGAAGUGCAUUUCAAGUAAACAGAAUAGCAUAAGCAGAGGCAUUGAAGGAUAUGCUGAGUUUAGGAGAUGCAAGUAAUGAUACCACGAUUCGCCGAAAGGUGCUGAGUAAUAAAGCAGGAAAAGGUUAGGCUAUGGCUGUGUGCAGAAAAGCCUUGAAUGACCAGCCCAGAGUUCAAACUUAUCUUGCCACACAGUGUGAGAACCCCAGGUUCCUGAGCUGGGCCAUAUAUGAUUAGAUUCGUGUUUCAGUCCGGGCAGUAGAUGAUGAGAGGCUGGUGUACAAAAGUCUCAGUGGGAAGAAAGAAAAUUGGGGGUGAGAAGACAUGUUUUGAUAGUAGAAAUAUUAAACUUACUAGUAAUGCUUCAAUUGAAAAGUAGAGUUUAAAAGUAAUUUCAGUAAUGCUCUUUUCUAAAGGCAGUACUCUACCAAAAGUUAGUUCCUUAUAUAUACUUACGGAGAUUUAAAAGGAGCUAUAAACUCACAUAUUCAGUGUGAUGUGGGAGAUGCAGAUAGGAUGAACGUGUAUCUUGGACAUUAUUUUUUUUUCAAAGUGGAACAUUAUUAUCUUUUAAGCACAGAAUCAAGCAUAACUUGGAGGAUGGGUAGGUUCUAUAUAGAAUUUGCAAGUAAGUCUAUUUCCUCAUGUAUGACCUUAAUAAUUAUACAAAAAGAGGUAUAAAAGCCAUAACUGCUAUACAGACUAAAUGCACAUUGGAACACUGAAAUCCUUAAAGUAAAUUUCACUUUAAUCGCUAUAAUGUCAACUAGAUUUUUUCCACUUUUACCUUAUCUAAAUCUUGAUCAAGAAUUUCUGACUAUCCCGAGGCCAUUGUGUAUACCUCCUUUAACAAACAUUUAUAGAAUACUUAAAUUGUAUUUAAGGUUAUAAGAAUAGAGACAAACUACCAGGCUCAUUUUCACUCUCCUGAGUUAUGAUUGGUGCUAAUACUUUUUGAGUGAAAUAUUUCCUACAUCUCAUGAAAUG
Myotis brandtii (Brandt's bat) is the source of this 3388-nucleotide messenger RNA. RefSeq names its product ADP-ribose/CDP-alcohol diphosphatase, manganese-dependent (gene ADPRM). Gene Ontology annotation, molecular function: manganese ion binding; 2',3'-cyclic-nucleotide 2'-phosphodiesterase activity; CDP-glycerol diphosphatase activity. Bases 96 to 1130 code for a protein of 344 amino acids. The transcript is spliced from 4 exons. The record is from RefSeq and is a predicted model, not a curated record. Lineage: Eukaryota; Metazoa; Chordata; Mammalia; Chiroptera; Vespertilionidae.